AAAAUAAAUAUUAUGAAUAAUCGCGGCAACUGCGCUCGUGCCCCCCAUCCUGUCAAAAUCAGCUGAUCAAGCCAGUAGUGAGCAUCGCUGUUCCCCUAUCGAGCGUUCGACCACACGAGUGUCAAAAUAAACCCGCGUGAAUGCGAAAAACCCGUCGCACCCCCGCAAAAAAUCAAAAUCCCGCAGAAAAUCGAGAGCCACCGAAGGGCAAUUUCCUCGAAUAAGCGGGUAAUUUCCAUCAUUAAAAGCCAAAGCUGCAGGAGCAGAUGCCGGAAAAUCUACGCCGAGGCUCCCAGCGUUCAAUAUGGCUGCGGAAAUCAAUAAUGAGAGUAGCUCAUCAGAGGAUAGAAGAGCAUUCGACACAACUCCGUUGAAUAUACGUCUGUACAUAUGUCUCAAGUAUCAAUUCAAAGUAUCAAAUUAUUGAGACAACUAAUAUAUCUUUUUGAUUCACCGUAUUUGAACGAGUAUAGAGAGUGAAAUAGACAAAUUAUCGAUAGCAAAACCGAGUGAUGAUGAAUGAAAUGACAGAGCAGAAAGCCAGAGUAAAUUUUCGUAAUUAGAAUUAUUGUUUGAAACCAACAAGAGUUCGAUCUAGAGUAAUGACGGAUGGAUCUCACGGGGAGGAGUGAACAAAACACCGAGUAAUAUCAUAUAUUUUUAAAAUAUAAAACGUAAUUAAUAUAGUAAUAACGAGAAACGUCGAUUGAGGAGAGUAUUUAAUGUCCAUUUACUAUGGACUUAUUUCUGAUGCUCAUUCUGGCUGUGAUUACAUUUAUUUGCGGUGUAAUAUGCACUCUGGUCGUGGAAUUUUAUAUACUGAAGAUUUACGUGGAGUUGGCACCACCGGCGCAACCACCGGGGAAACCUCCGCCGCAUGGGAAGGCCGAGUUACCUGAGGAGCUGGUCAAGGAUAUCAAUAAGGAGAGACAGCAUCCCAGUAGGCAGAAUUUACAGGGAAAUGAGAAUUUAGCGAUUAAUCUGACACUUCAGUUUCUGUUCAAUGAGCUGAGGAAUGCUGAGCGGGUCAGACUGUGGAUGUAUAGGAAGUUGAAUAAUGAGUUUAAGGAGCUGCUCACGCAAACUACUACUGGUCGGCUCUUUGAUAGUGUUCAGUUACGUGAUUUAGACCUUGGUACCCAGUUUCCUAUGAUCAAGGGUCUCGAAGUGGCUGAUUCUUUCAUAAAUCGAGACACUGGAUUACUUGAGACCCUCGAUCUCUCGUUGGAUCUCCAUUACUCCGGUAAUUUUCAACUGUCCAUAGACGUGAAAAUGUUGCUUGGAAAGACUGCCUACUUAUCACUUCAGGUUAAAAGAGUCAGUGGAAGGGCCAGACUUCAGUUUACCCGAAUUCCGUACACUCACUGGUCCCUGAGUUUCUACUCCGAUCCAAUCCUCGAACUGGAGGUGCAAUCUCAGUUUCAGGGACGUCAAUUGCAGCCCCAGAUAGUAUCUCUCAUUACGGGUCAAAUUAGACGGGCAAUUAGAAGGAAACACACCUUACCAAGAUACAAAAUGCGGUACAAACCAUUCUUCCGACGAUUGAACGAUGAGGACAUUGAUUUAUCGGAGGUUGUCACAGCCCAGCUGACUCCCGGCCUCCUGGAGGUCGGUUUGAUCGAAGUAGGCAGACUGCAUCUUCCCCCGAGCGCAUUCCCAGCCGAAGAGCUAUCGCAAGUCGACGUCUACUGCACCAUCAGCGUCGACUCCACCCCCUGGGUAUACCUGACCCAGUACGGAGGAGUUCCCUACAUGGUGCUAGACCUCAUAAUCAGCAAGCCAAGUUCCCACCAGCUCGGGGUCGUCUUCAAGCAAGAAGUGAUCCCCGAAAUCGGCCAGACCUGCGUCGUAGUCGAGACUAUAGUCUCCGGGAGUCCAGCAGCAAUCGCAGAGAUGAAAAAGUCCGACAUUCUCGUCUCCGUCGAUGGUAAGAAAAUUUCGAACAUGACGCAAGUGGGAAAACUGGUGAAGAGUGCAGCCCAGCGGAGGUUCAUCAUCAGAGUUGAACGAAGAUAUCUGAAAUUCGAUGGCGAAAAGCCCCACGUAAAGCCAGAAACUGAGAGGACGUUGAUAAACGCCGAUAAAAAAAUUAGAAAUGAACUGAAUGUCGAGAGUCAAGUGAAAUUCUCCGAUCUGAGGGACUCCGGGGACUUCGAGGGCUCGGAAAAAUCAGACGGUGGGAUCAAACUGUUCAGAAGACGGAAGAGCAGUUUUCAAGUGUCCGACGACUUUGUUCCCAUCCCCGACACUCCGUCCAGAAGAAUAUCAACCACUUCUACUCACUCGACGUCCAGCAAUCCCGUCAUCAGUGGUGAUGAUUUCAUGGCCCCUUGCCUCAGUGAACUGUACUCGACAACCAGCGAAAAGAGUUAUGCGUCGCUGAUCAAUUUCGAGGAGACGAGAAAUUUUCGGAUUGAUAAUGAACUGCAGUAUUUGAAUAUCGGGGUCUGGGCCAAGGGUCGGGGGAGGGAGAUGCCGCCGAAGAUUAUUGGGUACAUCAAUACUCCUAUUAAACUUAUUCUUGCUCAGUGCUCCACUAAUACUACUGGGCAUUACUUGAAGUGUCAGGCCCUUCUGCCACCUGAUACAGCAUCGAGUUUCAAUUCAAAACUGCAGGGAUAUUCUGGUUUCGAUCCCACUCUCUGCUAUGGAGACAUCCUUCUGUCUUAUGACUGGGUGUCUAGUGAACCUCAGAGGAGGAACACAAGUGCCGACAUCAAGAAGGAAACUGGAACACCGAAGCAUGUGCCGCACAUUAGCGAAAUCGCUGAUAAAAAGCCUCAUGAUUUCAUUCGAACGCAUUUCCAUCGGGCAACACACUGCGACUUUUGUUCGAAAAAGAUCUGGCUGAAAGACGCAGUGCAAUGUCGUGACUGCGGAAUGGUCUGUCAUAAAAAGUGCGAAGCACGUUGCCAAGCAUCUGGAAAUUGUGGCGCAGAGAGCCUGGCGACAAUGGCCUUUGAGGUAGAGGAAGCAGAAACAGCAGUCAGCAUUGGCGGUGAUAUGGGACCCGAGAUAUCACUGACCAGUUGCGAAGAAAACGUUCAGGGAAUGAUGGCAGUCAAGGCCAGUAUAGCAAAUACUCUGCUGGGAUUGAAGAAAGCCGGAAGCACCAGUUGUCUAGCACCACCGACCUCGGGGGGUGGUGGAGGAUCGCGAAGUCUACCCCCAAGUCCCUGCUCAUCCCGCAAGAACUCACUGAUUGGAGGACUGGGCAUAAGUAGUGAUUUAUUUGAGGGUGCAGAGCCAAGCGUCGCAUCGCCCCUGAUUUCGGGUGAAUUAGACGAAGGUCUUAUGUCUCGUGCCAAAGAAACUGGAAAAUUUUUAUUCAAAGAUUUACAAGCCGAGGAGAGAAUUGAGAAAAUUAAUUCAAUGAUGGGGAAAUUGAAAGCGGCACUUGACGUAGAAACUACCUCAAGAGUAGAACUAUCUCAAUCCACUGACAUUGACAGUGUUAAAUUGAUAACACAGAGUGACCUGCGAGUCCAGGGACUCUCCGUAUUAUUAUUGCAUUACUGCGCCGGUUUGCAGCACGCCCAAGAGCUCCAGAAUCGGCCUGAAGUCAAAAGCGAGCCGCAAGAGACAAAAAGAGAAUAAUUCAGAUAAAAAAUGUUUAUCCGUUGAAUUGCCUUAAAUUCUUUUCUAGCAGAAUUAUCAACAGAAUGGUCAAUACUUGAGGCAAUUACUAUAGUUCAAUUUUUUUAAAUAAAUCUGCUGCCAAUCCAACUGUUGCCGUUUCUGGUAUUCAUUAAAGAAUGAUUAAUCCAUCAUUUUUCAAAGAAUCAAUGUAGUUACGCAUUUUUGAUCUUUUUGCUUCGAAAUAAUUGUACGAAUUUACACAUGCCAAUGUCUGCACAUGUCAAUUUUAAUAUAAUACUUAAUAUCAUACUCGUAAUCGUGCACUGACCAACAAAAUGAACUAGUACCGUAAUUCUAGGUGAAAAAAAUCAAACAUGAAAAUUAAAAAAUUUGAAAAAAGUCAUAUUAACAGUUAAUCAGAGAACACCAAAUGCAAGACUCAAAAAUGAUGUUCACGAGGAUGUCUUAGAUGUUGCAAGGUUGUGAUAAAAAAUAGAUGAAUAACAGAUAUAUUGAAAAAAUUGACAACAUCCAGACACUGUACCCAUGAUCGACGUAAUUAGGAAAUUAUUAUAUAUAUAUACAAUACGAUAUUUAUGCUUAAUGUUAUUCAUGAAGAUGUAUAUGAUGCUUUAACCGUACUGGCCGUUCAAAUAGCCAUCGAAUUGAGGAAAUGUGAAUUAUUAUCAAAUUUAUUUGUUAGAAUGGAAAAUCAAAAAUUGUCAUCAUAAAUUACGCACUGCAGAUGUUUAUUCGGAAUUAUGUAUCAUUAUUGGGGUGUAUCGUUAUUUUGUUGUAUUUCAAUAAAAUGAUUACAUUCGAAAAAUA
This is a messenger RNA of Diachasma alloeum, 4407 nucleotides long. It is a transcript of the gene Pdzd8, whose product is annotated as PDZ domain-containing protein 8. Gene Ontology annotation, molecular function: lipid binding; protein binding. The record is from RefSeq and is a predicted model, not a curated record. The coding region runs from base 736 to 3597 and encodes 953 amino acids. Gene Ontology annotation, cellular component: mitochondria-associated endoplasmic reticulum membrane contact site. Gene Ontology annotation, biological process: mitochondrial calcium ion homeostasis. The transcript has 9 exons. Lineage: Eukaryota; Metazoa; Arthropoda; Insecta; Hymenoptera; Braconidae.